Molecule: messenger RNA, 201 nt
Organism: Spodoptera exigua (beet armyworm)
Lineage: Eukaryota; Metazoa; Arthropoda; Insecta; Lepidoptera; Noctuidae
Source: the annotation of a GenBank genome assembly
AUGGUAAACAAUCGGCGAUUAAAGAGGCCUUUAUGGAGUAGUAGAUGGAAUGAUGAAGCUGAUGAUGAUGAUGAUGAUGAUGAUGAUGAUGAUGAUGAUGAUGGUAAAACAUUCGGCGCCACCCAUACGCUGCCGACACCCGCAACACCAGAGGAGUUCCGGGUGCAUUGCCUUGUAAGGAUGAGGGUUUCGAAGAUUUAG